Messenger RNA from Melanotaenia boesemani (Boeseman's rainbowfish), 3122 nucleotides. RefSeq names its product cytochrome P450. The record is from RefSeq and is a predicted model, not a curated record. NCBI's taxonomy places the organism in Eukaryota, Metazoa, Chordata, Actinopteri, Atheriniformes, Melanotaeniidae. The transcript has 9 exons. Bases 122 to 1741 code for a protein of 539 amino acids. Gene Ontology annotation, cellular component: mitochondrial inner membrane. Gene Ontology annotation, molecular function: iron ion binding; heme binding; oxidoreductase activity, acting on paired donors, with incorporation or reduction of molecular oxygen. Gene Ontology annotation, biological process: C21-steroid hormone biosynthetic process; cortisol metabolic process; glucocorticoid biosynthetic process.
CUCAGAUGUGCUGUGCAAAGAAGAAGCCAUUAUUUCCAGCCGACACACAGACACGGAGCGGGACAGAAACGCUGGUGUGGACUUGUAGCGCCGCCAAAAACAGACUCGUUUUACGGUAAAGAUGUUGACGAAAUCUCUGGUAAACUUCGGACUGUGGGUGAACCGUCAGCAACAUAAAGGGAUCGGGAAAGCAACCGCGGUCCUGGGUGCAGCGCACCAUGGGGACAUCCAGCGUCGACGGACAUCCUCCACCAGCACUGUGAUGGGUGUCAACAAACAGAAAACUAUGGAUGAUUUAGGUGGACCGAGUUUCAUGACUACCUUAUACUGGCUUUUUGUUAAAGGGCAUUUCAAAACGACGCAGCAAAUGCAAAUUGAGCACAAGAAGAUCUAUGGGCCCCUCUGGAAGUCUAAAUACGGCCCUCUGGUUGUGGUGAACGUGGCUAGUGCAGAGCUAGUAGAGCAGGUUCUCAGGCAAGAGGGGAGACACCCGGUCCGAACCGACAUGCCUCAUUGGAGGGGCUACAGAGAGCUGAGGAACCAGGCCCAUGGACCUUUGACAGAGAUGGGAGCCAAGUGGCAGCAGAUCCGCAGCAUCUUGAAUCCUCGGAUGCUGAAGCCCAAACACGUUUCCUCCUACUCGAACACCAUCAAUGAGGUGGUGACGGACUUCAUCGACAGAGUGGCCUGGCUGAGGGGCACCAGUGGACAGGGAGUUAUGGUCAAUGACCUGACUGGAGAACUCUACAAAUUUGCUUUUGAAGGGAUCUGCUCAGUGUUGUUUGAGACUCGUAUGGGCUGCAUGAAUGAAGUGGUGCCUGAGGAAACCGAAAAGUUCAUCUUCUCCGUUGGGGAAAUGUUCCGGCUCUCUCCCAUCAUCGUCCUCUUCCCCAAGUCCCUCUGGCCUUACCUGCCUUUCUGGAAACAGUUUGUUUCAACCUGGGAUCAUCUCUUCAAAGUUGCUGAAGAUUUGGUAAAGAAGAAAGUGGAGGAAAUCCAGGAAAAAGUGGACCUGGAUAAGAACGUGGAGGGCGCUUACCUUACACAUCUGCUCCUAAGUGACCAGAUGACAACUACAGAGAUUCUAGGCAGCAUCACUGAACUCCUACUGGCAGGAGUCGACACAACUUCCAACACUAUCUCAUGGUCUCUUUACCACUUGGCAAAGGAGCCAGAGAUCCAAGAACAGCUGUACCAGGAAGUGAUCAGUGUUUGUCCCGGAGACAAGGUGCCAACCAGCAGUGACAUUGCUCAGAUGCCGUACCUGAAAGCCAUCAUCAGGGAAACACUACGGCUGUAUCCAGUGGUGCCAGGAAACGCUCGCGUCUCCGUUGAAAGUGAGAUUAUUGUCGGAGAUCAUCUGUUCCCAAAAAAGACACUGUUCCACCUGUGCCACUACGCUGUGUCCUAUGAUGAGAACAUUUUCCCCGACCCGCACACCUUCCUGCCUCAGCGCUGGCUCAGAGGAGGGGAGGAUAAGUUCAAGCAGCACCCGUUUGGGUCGGUGCCGUUUGGUUUCGGGAUCCGAGCAUGUUUAGGUCGGCGUGUGGCCGAACUUGAGAUGUAUCUCCUCCUGUCUAGGGUGAUAAAGCACUACGAGGUGAGGCCGGACCCAACGGGAGCAACAGUGAAGCCGAUCACCAGAACCCUGCUCUGCCCCUCUACGCCGAUCAACCUUCAGUUCCUGGACAGGAGAGCUGAGCAGGCGGAGCCGAGAGCAGCUGCAGGAGUUUCUUUGUGAGCUGUUUUAGCAUUCAGCCUGCGUUUCCCUCCCGUCACCGAGCACUUGUUUAUACAGAGUUCACACCAUGAGCACUGACUGGAAUGCACUCACACUGAAGCAUAAAAUUCAAACUGACCUUAGCAGGUUAUGAUGUACGGUGUAUUUUGUUAAAGUGCCUCUUCAUGGAAGUACUAUAAUGUACUUUUAGCUUUUUUUUUUUUUCCUUUUUUUUUAAGUUCUUUGAGCCUUGCAGCGUAAAGCAUUGUGGGUGUAAGUUUAAUAGGGCUCGAUGUUUAAUCUCUGGAUGGCACUUGGAUAUUUUUGUUAUGUUAAUGUGAUAAGAACUUUGUGUUUUUAUAGGGUUAUUUUUGCUCUUGGCUUUAAAAGAGGAAGCUGCACAUCUUCAGCUAUCAAAUCCAGACGUAUUUGGACAGUGAAGUUUUGUUUUCUAAUUUUUCUUGUGGAGACUGGGGACUGUUCUUUCAAAAACACACAAUUACUUCAGUGUAUCUUUAUUUUCACUGGUGUAUUGCUGUCGAUCUGCAGCAUUUCAGCAAGAAAUUGAUUUAUUUCAAAUAGGCUUGUUCCCUGUUUUGGUUUCAUGAUUUUUGUUCUAAUAAUUAAAAUGAUUAUUUCACUCAUUUCAUACACAUUACAUACUGAAACAGUCUGAGCACCUGGUGUUAAACUAAAGGCAAACAAGGAGCUGGACUUUUUAACAGAUGAUAUGAGUUGAUAUAUAAGAAAAAUACAUUUGCUGCUUUUUUUUGUACAUAAAGAGAGAAUUUUAUUAGGUUUCAUCAGUUUUUUUAAUAAAGAUUUGUUUUAACCUUUAAGGCCAUACACAACCUCGCCCCUCCAUAUUUUUCUGAUCUCCUCUGUGUUGCCAAACCGGUCCGUUCCCUCAGAUCCUCCUCUGCAAUUCACCUCAUCUUCACCCCCGCUCGCCUUGUCACCAUGGGGAGUAGAGCUUUCAGCUGCUCUGCUCCUCAUCUGUGGAACUCACUCCCCCCUGACCUCCGCAACUCUGAUUCUAUUCAUUUGUUCAAAUCCAAACUGAAAACACAUCUGUUUAAACUGGCUUACUCACUAUAAUAUGUACAUUGUUGCAAUCACUGUUUUAUGUUUUUCUUGUAUUUUAUUUGGAUUUAUUCAUUGUUGUGUUUUUAUUGUACGGUGACCUUGAGUGUGAGAAAGGCGCCUUUAUAAAUAAAAUGUAUUAUUAUUAUUAUUAUUAUUAUUAAAACUAAAUGUCAUCAGUUUAUAAGUUGUACAGAUAUAUAUUAGGGACAUUCAAUAAUAAAAAAUGUGCCUGCUUCUAAUAUUCCUGAAUUUAGAUUUAUACUCAAUGUCUAAUUUGUUCCUGAUAUAUCUAAUAAAGGAAGACAUAUCAAGUUCA